CCGAAGUUGGCCGAGACCUACUGCGUCUGCCACCUGGCAACUGGGGACAUGCUGCGGGCCAUGGUGGCCUCGGGCUCCGAGCUGGGCAAGCGGCUCAAAGAGACCAUGGAUGCGGGGAAGCUGGUGAGCGAUGAGAUGGUGGUGGAGCUGAUUGAGAACAACCUCGACUCCCCUCCCUGCAAGAACGGCUUCCUCCUGGACGGCUUCCCACGCACAGUGAAGCAGGCUGAAAUGCUGGAUGAGCUCUUGGAGAAGAGGAGAGAGAAGCUGGACUCCGUCAUUGAGUUCAGCAUUCCUGACUCCUUGCUCAUCCGAAGAAUCACUGGACGGCUGAUUCACCCAGCGAGUGGCCGCUCUUAUCACGAGGAGUUCAGACCCCCGAAAGAGCACAUGAAGGACGAUGUCACUGGAGAGCCCCUCAUCCGCCGAUCGGACGAUAACGAAACAGCCUUGAAAACCCGCCUGAAGGCCUAUCACACGCAGACCUCUCCCCUGGUCUCCUACUAUAGCAAGCGAGGGAUCCAUACGGCGGUGGAUGCCUCCCAGUCUCCCGACGUCGUGUUUGCUAGCAUCCUGGCAGCCUUCUCGAGAGCAACAUGUAAAGACCUGGUUAUGUUCAUUUAGGGCUCUGUCCCAGGACAGAGCUCUCCCUUUUCUCUCUCUCUGUCUCUCCGUCUCUGUCUCUCUGGGGCCAGGGAGGGUGGAGAGCUAAGCAGAAUAGAGAAGGAGGGACAAGAUGAUGCAGCCCAAGGCAGGGCUGCGCUAAUUCUCUAUUAAACAAGCUGUUAACGGUCUC
Molecule: messenger RNA, 796 nt
Organism: Phaethon lepturus (White-tailed tropicbird)
Lineage: Eukaryota; Metazoa; Chordata; Aves; Phaethontiformes; Phaethontidae
Gene: AK2
Product: adenylate kinase 2
Exons: 5
Coding region: 49-624 (191 amino acids)
Biological process (GO): nucleobase-containing compound metabolic process
Cellular component (GO): cytoplasm; mitochondrion
Molecular function (GO): AMP kinase activity; ATP binding
Source: RefSeq, a predicted model, not a curated record